GUGUUGCGUUUGCGUUUCACAUUGCGCAUAAGUGCCACAGGAAUCCAGCUGAAUUUAAUCACUUUCGAUUCCAAAGCGUACGAGAUUCAAGUGUGGGGUGAAGUGCUUGUUAAAUCUGUCAGAUUAGUCUUAUUGGGUGAAAUUACAGCCGUUAAAUUGUCUUGUGUGGAAACGCAGAAAUUGAACGAACAGCUGUUGCUCGAAUGGAGUUAUUACUCACUGCGGAGUGAUGGGAAAAAGAAAAAGUGAAAAUCUCGUGGAAAAUCGGUGUUCAUUUGAAAGGCGAAGCAACGGGCAGGAAAACGCAUUGUGAAACGCACUUAACGCAUUGAGCAGAAGCGAAUUUGAGUUUUUCGUGUCUGAUGACUACGCGAUAAAUGCCAUGUCUAUUUGUUUUCUCGGUGAGGGGAUAUAAAUAAAUCAGUAACAUUGUGAUGAAGAACUUGAGAUCAACCAAAACGAGUGUCUGCGUGUAAAUUGAAUUCAGUAAGAAGGUGUGGAAAACACCCACAUAAUUACUCUGUGGGAAGCCUGUUUUGAACGCAAAACCACGUGUGGUGAAAUCGAAACGAACCAACCCGUUUCAACCACCGCAGUGUAACCACUACUGCCAACUAAAAUUAGUCUGGAGAGUAAUGAAAAUGGAGAAAAACGAUGCUGAUGAUGCAACAAGUGGCGCGUAGUUUCAGUGAAAAUAGUUGUAACACAUUCUAGAGCCUGUAGAGCCGUGGAAAGGAAAAAAAAGAAAGAAUAAAAAAUUGUGCACAAGUGCGCUGUGAAAAACUAAAUUGUGCAAGUGAAAAUUCUCGCUCGACGAUUGGCAAUAAAGUUCAUCAUAAAAAGGAAUUUGAUCCACGAGUGAUUGAAGAAAAAUUAUAGGUUUGUUUUGAAGUGAUUAAUCGUAAAAUUCGGAAGUAAAAACCACGAGCGGACGUCCUACGAGCUCACGAUAGGAAGAGGAAUCUGUGGCGAUGUCGUCAUAUCGCAGUAACUACAGUUAUUCCUGGAAGUCAAGCUACUACCCAACAUCUAGCUCCUCUUAUGGAAGCAGUAGAUUCUCGACCGAACCUACGAGUUCCCGGUUCAGUACGCUGAGUUCUACCGGUAGUAGCAGCAGUUAUAGACCAUCCUUCACCUCUGGAAGCUAUCGCGCCCCUCGUACGACAUCAAAUGUAUCUACAUACAUCAGCCGGUAUUCUAGUUUGGCCGCCGAGAAAGAUAAAGAUAAGGAACGAGAGAAAGCUAAAGAAGAGGAUCGUAGAAAAGAGCGGGAGCGUGAACGCGAGCAGCGAGAGAAGGAAAGAGAGAAGGAGCGACUCCGAGAGAAAGAGAGGCUGAUUGAGACGUCAAGAAAGUUAGAGGCUGAGCUCGAAAAAGAUAAGCCUAAGGCUAUUAAAAAAUCGGCAUUGAUCGCUGCGAAAUAUGGAGAACGUUCUGCGGACGGCGAAGACUCAUCGAAAACAAAUGCUAAGACAGCUGCAGUCAAACCUAAGAAAGAUAUUGCUCCACCGGUUACCUUCACAACUCGUUACGGACGGGCUGGAGUUGCUAGAGAGAAAUCAAGGGAGCCGAGUCCGGCCGCCAGGACUAAUUCCACAACCAGUUUGAGUGCUGGCCGUUCUAGAGCUAGAGAUCCGAGUCCUGCUGGCGGGGCUAUAGCAAGCAACAUUAAAUCAAGAGAUCCUAGUCCUGCGGUGGAGAGCAAACGACCAGGAGGAUACGCUUCUGCAAUUGCCAACAAAUUUACUGCCAAGGAAAAUGGUAGCCAAGCGCCUACCAGAGAUUACAAGAGGCAAACAUCCAACACAUUAAGUAACUUUUUCCAGAACCGAGCCCGUUCUAGAGAUCCCAGCCCUACGGUGCGUACACAAACUUCUCGCGAAUCCAGUCCUAUUGAAUCGAAAAAGAUAGUGACAAAGUCAUUCCCUGCAAGAUCGAGAGAUCCGAGUCCUGUAACUCCCAAAAUCAAUAUUACAAGUACUAAGACUACUUCUACAGCUAUUCAUCGUUCAAGGGAUCCAAGCCCAGCUGAACCCAAAAAAUUCGCUAGUAGCAUUUCAAUCAGAACUGGCUUGAGGUCGAGAGAUCCUAGUCCCGCCACUGAACCGAAAAAGGUACCUACAUUCGGGGCUAACAAGCUCCGAUCCAGAGAUCCAAGUCCUGCGUCUACAAGAUCUACAUCGUUUAUCAGCUCUACUACUAGACAGAGAUUGCAAGAUGCGGCUGCCACCAAACAAACUCCAUCAUAUACACGAUCAUUGACAGCUAGAGAAAAGCCUGUCGAGAACCUAACAUUAACAGUUCCAGUUCAAAAGAAAAGGGAUCCUAGUCCCAGUGCUUCUAAUGUAAGAAGUCGUGAUCCCAGUCCUGCCGUGAACUCUUCUUUAGGUAGGAGACCUUCCAGAGAACCUAGCCCAGCAGAGUCAAUACGAGAAAAGUAUGGCCUCAAUACGAACUCCUAUCGACCGUACGGUAGAAGUAAUUCCAGUUUGGGCGGAACUGCGUCACGUAGCCCAGUUCCAACAAGCCCGAUUGGUGGAGUAGCUUUAUCGUACAUGACUUCUACCGAAGCUAUUGCUGCACGAACUAGUCGACCUUCUUCAAGGUUAUUAAACUCUCAAUCCAGAGAAACUUCACAGUGCCCUUCUCCAUUGUUGAUACGGAGUCAAAUAUUUUCACCCGAGCCGGUACUGAUUGUAGAAGACGAGAAAAAAGCACAGGAAGAGGAAGAAAGCUCGUCUUCCUCUGAAAGUAGCUCAUCCGAAGAGGAAACAUCUGAAGAGACCGAAAGUAGCGUGGAACCCGAGCCAAAAAUCUUAAUCGAAAUAACAUUAGUUACUCGAAGUACUUCUCCAACCCCGCCGGGAUCUACGCCAUACAUCAGAGCAAGGCGAGCUGAAAUGUGCAAAACGAUCGAGAAAACGAUCCAAAAACAGUUACGCAUUGUGGAGACCGCAGACAAAGCCGUGCAAUCGGAUCGAAUGGAUGACUCAACUAAGUAUUUGAGAUACAAUCAAUCCACUACCAGAAAUUGGUCACCGUUCCUGGACAAAUUCAGCUCCAGUGCAUCUUCCGGUUACACCAGAUAUUCCAGUGCAUCGUCACGGUACAGCCGCGACAGUUCUAGCCAAAGCCGAGAAACAAGUGUUGUCUCUCCGCGUAGUGACGUUCCGGAAAAGAAAGAAGAAAAAAUCUCCACGCUAGCGGCACGAGUGAAAGAAAUGAGUUUAUCCAAAUCUGCCAGUCCUAAAAGUACUGUGCCCAGCAGGUCAUCCACAAGCACACCUUCCACGAAACCAAAGACACCACCAAAACAAAAAUCGCCGGAAAAACCACCGCCAGUGCCUUUCAAAGAUGGUUCUCCUACAAAAUCGGUGGCAAACUCGACAAACUCUAAAAUAAACAAAGAUUUCCGUAAAUCGGCUCUCAACAUGGGCCCUGCGCCAGAACGGCCUCGCAAGGGAUCAACUUCGUCGAGCAAGUCGAACUCUUCAACAUCUUCUUCCUCGAACGCAACUCAAACGGCUGCAGGCAUUCCUCAGAAUGGUGUCAGUCGGAUACCACAGGCAACGCGAGCCAGCGCCAGUCCCAGCCGUCGUUCCGAUCGCUCUUCAUCGACUAGCUCGGACCUGAGUACGGCAACUGCUUCGUCGACUUCGGAAGGCGAUGGUCAACCGAAUCGGGCCACGGUAGAUCAGCAUGGCAAUGCAGCUGCCGAUUCGUCCAAUGCUAACAACGAGCUGUUGAUGAGAGCGAUUCAGUUGGCGACGAAUUUUGUUAAUAACAACAACCGAAAUCAUACCAGUUGGUACGACAACAAUAGUACGACUAGUGUGACGGAAAGUUUGAACCAAGAUUCGGCGCAGAAGUCCGGCUGGGAAGCGGGAACGCAUUACAUGGAGAGUAUCAAGGACGAUGAUUCCACUGAGGAGGACGACGAGGAAGACGAAGCUGAUGGUGGCCAGAAGUCUGAUCUGCAGCGAGCAUCGUGGUGGAAUCCACCGGUAGUGAGAGAACCAGAAGCCUCGACGAAAAGCUAUGUUUAUAGGAUCAGGCCAGUGCAAUCGGGUGAGAAAGCAUGGUGGAUGGCAGAUGAAAGCGAGAAGUCCAAAGACGAGAAUAAAGGAUCUUCUGAAGAGACUAAUGGAAACCUGGCAGUGCCGGCUGAAGAGGCUGAUAAGAAGGCUUAUAGUCCGUUUAGGGCAAUUCAAAUUUCUCGAACUGAGUCUGGAGAGAAACCUUGGUGGUUGCUUGACAAUAAUUCUAAAUCAAAAUCUGGUACUGAUAAAUCUGAUGAUCACGAAAAUGACAACGAAGGCGAUGACACAAAUGAUGAAGACGCUACUAGCAGAAGUCGAAAAUCUUCUGGCAUCUCUAGGAGAUCCAACAGUCAAACGUAUAAACCGGUCAAAGUAACUCGAAUAGAAUCUGGUGAGAAGGCCUGGUGGAUGAUGAGCACCGAUAACGUAGCGGCAAAGGCCAAAGAAUCGUCUAAUAGUUUAAGUAAUGAGGUUUCCAAGGAUCCUAGUCCAGACAGCAAGAAUAAUGGAUACACUGUAUACACAUUAGAGGCAGAAGAUGAAGCAUGGUGGCGCGAGGCGAUGGGAGACUUGGAAAAGAAAGAUAAGUCGAGCUCUAGUACCAGUACUACAAGUAGUAGCCAAGCAGCUUCAAAGGAACAAACACCUGAGCCAAAACAACAGCAGAUCUUAAUAACUCGUGCAAAAUCUGGUGAAAGAGCCUGGUGGAUGUUGAGCGCUGACAAGAUUAAUGAAACUGCCGAAGUCACGGCAAGCAGCGAUGCUUCAGUUCGCGAAUGCAGUCCCGUGAAGGCCAAACCUUUCAAGAUAACUAGAAUAGAAUCCGGUGAAGCACCUUGGUGGAUGACUGAAUCUGACACCAAUGUAUCGAGGUCUGCUUCUAAAUCGAAUAUAGUGAGUCGAUCAAAUAGUUUCAACUCGAAACAGACAAGCCCAACCAAGUAUAAAAUCACUCAAGUAGAAUCCGGGGAACGAUCCAAGUGGCUGGAUAGUGCAGAUGAAAUGGGGGGCAGUCCGAGAAAGUUGUCUUCAUUUAUUGAGAAACACGGAGAAGAGGAGAAUCAUCAGGGAGAAGUGGAUAACGAUCUGGACGAAGAGAUUCGAAAUAUCAGUAAAAUUGUAGCAGGACUACCGCAAUUCCCUACCGGGAAUACUAUUAUCGAAAUAAUUGAGACUACGGAUACUCCUCUGGGUGAUCGCGCCAGCCCGGAGGGGGUCGAAGACAGCAAACAUGAAACUGAUCGACUGUCUCCCUAUGACAACAUUCCUCCGGUAACGGUAAACAGAGCCCAGCCCAGCCUGGAGCCGAAUACCUACCAGCUGCCGGACCUGGAACGGAAAGCCACAUCCCAACCGCAGAUUUACAUUUCGCGGCACACCAACAUCGACGAUAUGCUGGGAGGAUCGUGCCAUCCCCUCAGUCCGAUGAUGGACCGCAUGUUUGUGAUGGACGAUCUGCAGGAAAUUUCACCACAUGACGUGCGGGUUCACGACGCUACGGCGCAGUUCAUUUAUGGCAACAGUUCUACCAGUGGUGGAGAAGUUGCCGGCGCUGGUGGUUCGACGAAGAAUGUUGAGUUGGACGAUGCAGCACUACAAGUGUACAAAGACGGUGACUACGGAGCGUAUCUGGAUUUGGAAUCAUCGCUGGCCGAGCAAUCCGAAGAGAUCGAAGGGCUUAAUGCAAACCGCAAAAAUUCACUUGUUGUGAGAACACAGCUCAGCGUUCGAGUGCACUCAAUUAUAGAAAAACUUCUCUCCUCGGAAGGACGUGAGCUGCGGAGGGCGCUGUUUUCGCUGAAGCAAAUCUUCCAGGAAGACAAGGACCUGGUGCAUGGCUUCGUCGCACUCGGAGGACUCAACUGUCUGGUGCAGAUCGGCAAUGAGGCAGAUCAGAACUACCAAAAUUAUAUUCUUCGGGCCCUGGGACAGGUGAUGCUGUACGUGGACGGCAUGAACGGGGUCAUGAAGCAUUCCCCCACGAUCCAGUGGCUGUACUCGCUGAUUGCCUCCAAGUAUCGUUUGGUGGUCAAAACGGCUCUCAAGUUGCUGUUGGUGUUUGUGGAGUACUGCGAGGGCAAUUGCUACCUGAUGGUCAGCGGAAUUCGCUUCGUGGACACCGCCCGGGGUGUGGUGCCUUGGAACAAUAUUAUGAGACUGCUCAAAGACUACGAAAAUGCCGAUACAGAACUACUAAUCUACGCAACCUCCCUAAUCAACAAAACCUUAUCAGGCCUCAGUGAUCAGGAUAGCUUCUACGAUGAAAGCGACUUUCUCGAACAGCAGGGUAUGGAAGGCAUCAUCCAACGAUACAUGUCCCGCCCUGGCACAGAUCUCGAUCUUCUGGAUCAACUUCAGCUUUACGAAACGGUGCUCCGGUUCGAAGACGGUGAAACCGAUGGCAUUCGUAUCCCCGACAACACCGUGCGGAAAACGCUCCGAUAUCGAUCGAACGAAACCAGUGAUCGGCGGAAGUCACGGAGACACAGCACCGGCACUGCGCCUUCAAUGCAACCUCCUCCAAUUCCGCCUCCACCCCCACCAUCUUCCUUGCUACCACCAAAUAUUCCCCCGCCUCCACCUCCACCCUUACCACCGCCUGUGGCCCCAGUCACACUGUACGGUUCCUUAAAAAUACCAAUUCAGCAGCACCAAGAUGAAGACAGUUCUAGUUCAGCAAACUCAGGUGAUCACGUGCAUACCGGCGGUGGCUAUCAUGACAACUCGCGAGACACAACCGGAGUGACUCCAGGACUGAGAAGGCGGCGCGAGCGAGCCGAGCGACAAAAGAGUUUCAUGCGGGAACAACAAGAACUCACGCAGUUCAAAACUCAGGAAGAUACGAACGGUCACGGUUACGUUCUAACCCAAAGCCUACAGCAGCAAACGACUGUGCCUGUCCCGGUGCGACUCCGCAAUGGACAGGAUUCCCUCACCGGGCGACUGAACAGUUCACAACAGCAGCAACACUUACACCACGCAACAAUCAACGAGUACGAUCCCCCUUCGCGGGUGUCCAGUCUAACCCCAUCUGUGAUCUAUAAUCAUAAACAUAGUUCCACUAAUAGUAAUCAUAGCAAUACCAAUGGAGAUUUCGGUGUCUCAAAAUUGUCCUCGAUUUCCAACGGCCCGGGACACGAUGCGGUGGAGUAUAGGAAUAAUAGGAAUUUACUGCUGAGCAAGCAUAAUGGCGUAAGUAAUGGGAACUACAAUGGGUCCAAGGUGGACGUCAACGGUAACAUGCCGAACGGCAGGGUUGCCAGUCCCAAGGAGUUGGACGAGAACGAGAGCCCUAAUAUUAAGAUGAAUGGAAACUACGGGGAAAUCAAUGGGUAUGGCAACACGAACGGGUAUCAUCUCAAUGGCUAUAAGCAACCGAAUAAUGGCAAGGAGGAUCAUAGGAAGAGCAGCAACGGGUAUGUCAAUGGUAGUUUGACGACGAAUGGGAACCACGUGGAUCUAAAUGGGAAGCAGGAUCCCGCACAAGUUGACUCGGACAGCGAGGAAAAGAAGCUAAUAAUCCAGCUCAAGAAGGAUCACACGGUCAAAGACCUGACCCAAAAGCUUUCGAACCUGCCGCUGAGCCCUCAGGAGGACAAACCCCAGAACCGGAUCGGUGACAUGUCCGGCUUGAUUUCCAAAGCCAAAGAAGGGCUAGCCAAGAGCAAGAGCAACAAGGACAUCUCCCGGUCGCCGAGCGUGGACAGCGACAUUAAAAAGCUGGGCGGAGAGCAGAAAAAGUCCGAAAACGAACUCCACUGGGAGGAGAUUGUGAAAAACAUGACACGGAAGCUGAAUCUGUGCGACCUGGACUUCACCGAUCUCACGUCCGACGACGAUAAGGAUGUGCUUGCGCCCCGGGGCUUCGGCGGGGCGGUUCCCCCUCCACCGCCGCCGGGUGGUCUGCUGCCGCCGAUGGGUGUAAUGCCACCGCCGCCGAACAUGAUGAUGCGACCGCCCCCGACCAACCUGAUGCCGCCGAUGUUCCCCAACGGUGGCCUACCGAACCCGGCAGCCAUGACCAAUGGCGACGUGAGCGGGAUGAUUGUGAAGAAUAAAAAGACUGUGAAACUUUUCUGGAAGGAAGUUCGCGAGGAUAUGAUUCCGGCGACGAUACAGCGCACCAUUUGGGACGAGCUUCCGGAGGCCACGGUGGACACCCAGAAGUUGGAGCAUUUGUUCGAAUCCAGAGCCAAAGAUCUGAUGACAAAGAAACAACAAGAACUCAACAAAAACAAAGAAAUUAUUGUGCUGGACCACAAGCGAUCAAAUGCGAUUAACAUUGCUAUGACCAAGUUGCCCCCUCCGCGGGCCAUCAAAGCGGCUAUACUGAAGAUGGACUCUACAGUGGUAACCCGCGAAGGCAUCGAAAAACUCCUAAAUAUGCUUCCGAGCGAUGAAGAGCGAUGCAAGAUUCAGGAAGCACAGAUGCUGAACCCCGAAUUACCUCUGGGCACAGCAGAGCAGUUCCUGCUGACACUAUCCUCCAUCUCGGAACUCGGUGCCCGUCUCAAACUGUGGGCCUUCAAGCUGGACUUUGAGAACAUCGAGAAGGAAAUAGCGGAACCGCUGAUGGAUCUCAAGCAGGGCGUUGAACUGCUCAAAGCAAAUCUCACAUUCAAGUGCAUCCUAUCUACGUUGUUGAAAAUCGGUAUCUUUUUGAACGGAGCGCCGGUGAAGGGAUUCCAGAUCGACUAUCUGGCGAAGGUACCUGAAGUGAAGGAUACGGUCCAUAAACACUCCUUACUGCACCAUCUGUGUCACAUGGUGAUGGAAACGCAGGCCAACACAACCGAUUUGUACUCGGAAAUCGGCCCAAUUACCCGAGCCUCUAAAGCAGAUUUCGGCGAAUUGGCACACAAUAUUAACUAUCUGGAAACGGAAUGUAAAGCGUCAUGGGAUCGACUAAAACUGAUCAGUAAACACGAUACGGCGCCUCAUUUGAAGCAAAAGUUGAUCGAUUUCCUGGCGGAUUGUGCCGAACGGAUUAUCAUUCUUAGUAUAGUUCAUAGGAGGGUGCUAAACAGGUAUCGCAAGUUCCUUCAAUGGUUGGGGGUUCCCCAACAUCGAAUCGCCGAAUCACGACCGAACGAAUUCUGCCGAAUAGUAUCAGAGUUCGCCCUGGAGUACCGAACCACGCGGGAACGUGUUCAGCAACAGAUCGAGAAGAAAGCCAACCAUCGAGAGAGAAACAAGACUAGAGGCAAGCUGAUUGUCGACGUGGGCAAAUUCAAGGGCACUCAGGAGGACCGAGCAGAUGUUGAACUAAGAACACUUCUCGGAACGCCAACCAAGGGUGCAACCGGUGAGGAGGUGGAAAUGAGUGGAACUCUCACCUGGCGGCGAAGGCGAGGCGAUGCCACAGCCUCACCGGUCACCCUCAUGAACUCGAGUGCCACCAGCACCCUGAACAGUAGCUACACCGGAAGUCACCAUAACCGGGACGAAAGCUUCACCGAUGGGGACGAUGAGAUACUGGAGUCUCUGGUCAAAACGGCAACCAAAGCGGCCACCCCGAGACCCACGCAGCGGGAACGAAAACGAACCCGACAGGCGGAUCGAAAGUCGUUAAGACGAACCCUGAAGAAUGGACUGUCGGAGGAGGAAAAGCAACACGUGGCCUCGUUGAUAAAAGGAUACUAGAGCCGAAGGAGGAGAGGAAUCGAACGACCAAUUUUCAACUCAUGUCGAAACGGAUGAAGCCCGGAUUGCUACGCUCUGUGGAGUGUGACGAUUACAACUUACGAAGAUGACGAUGAAGACAGGCUCUCCUACUGCCGGGGCACACAAUUCGAAGCCAUCGACGAGAAGGCACUUGACAAUGUGAUAAGAAAAAUAGAGCUUAAAAAAGUGCUAGCUAGAGAAAACAGAAAAUAUUCGGCGGAUGCAAAAACAUCUUUCAGAACGUUAGCGACUAGCAAAUGAAUGUUUCCGGCAGGUUUUAUAUUUCUAAUAAAUAAAAGAAUCUUUUCAGACGAAGAUCUAGUCUUUCCUCACUUGAUAAGGCACUGAAAGCAAGCAAAUGAAGAUAUUUCUUCUAAAAUUUAGACAACCAUUUCUGACUGUUGUUAGCGAUUUAACGAAUUGAUAAAAUUCAAUUCUAUAACGUAGGAUAGUAGUUUUAAAUAUAAAUCGAAAUAGAUUGUGAAUAAUAGAUUUUCAAAUGAAGCAAAAGAAAAUAUUUUAACUACAACGAAAGCAUUGUGAAAAUGAUUUUCCAAAAAAUACUGAAUUAGAUUAAAUUGAUCAAAAGAUAUCCAACGAAACAAGAAAUGCAACAUUUCAAUUGUAAAUUAGUAAAACACACUCUAGCUACACAAUAUAAAUUAUUGAGAUAUAUCAAAGAUUUACGAAAAAUAAAACGUACUUUAUU
Armigeres subalbatus is the source of this 10413-nucleotide messenger RNA. RefSeq names its product FH1/FH2 domain-containing protein 3 (gene Fhos). Gene Ontology annotation, molecular function: actin filament binding. Gene Ontology annotation, biological process: cortical actin cytoskeleton organization. NCBI's taxonomy places the organism in Eukaryota, Metazoa, Arthropoda, Insecta, Diptera, Culicidae. Bases 972 to 9683 code for a protein of 2903 amino acids. The transcript is spliced from 16 exons. The record is from RefSeq and is a predicted model, not a curated record. Gene Ontology annotation, cellular component: cytoskeleton; cytoplasm.